AUUUGUUUUGGCACCCAAGCUUUCCCUCUUCGGUUUCUUCGUUGCCGUUCGCGUGAGGUAGAGCUCCUAGGCUUCGCUGGUUUGCGUAGGGUAGAGAUUCGAACAAGUCGCUUGCCAUUGCCUGUCUAGGGUUCGCUUUUCCUGUUCUGCAUUGAUUUGCUGCUGUUCUGCUUCGCGUGAAGUAGAGUUCUGAAAGAGUCGAAACUUCUCUGCCUCCUCCUCCGACUUUGUUACUGUCGGAUCGGAAGUCGCGCCGGGAGCUCGCCGCUAAGGAUUUAGAUCAAAUCUUGCCGAAAUCCUGCAUCCUAACAGGCUCCUAGUAUUUUUAUACUCUUCAGCUCUUCAAAGCCCUAGGAAGCUAAGCUUCAAAAUUACUUCUACGUCAUCUCCGUAUCUUAUAUCUCCAAUGGAGAUCAAUCUAGGGAAAUUGCCAUUUGACCUCGAUUUCCAUCCUUCGAGUCCGCUUGUCGCAGCGGCGCUCAUAAGUGGCGAUCUCUACUUGUACCGUUAUGGCGCCGAUUCGCAACCGGAAAGGUUGUUGCAGGUUUCAGCGCACGAGGAGUCCUGUAGAGCUGUUCGGUUUGUUGAUUCGGGCCGGGCGGUUUUGACGGCUUCUCCUGAUUGCUCAAUUCUUGCAACUGAUGUGGAGACUGGCAGGGCCAUUGCUCGUUUGGAAGAAGCUCACGAGAAUUCAAUUAAUCGUCUCGUCAACUUGACUGAAACAACAAUAGCAUCAGGAGAUGAUGAAGGAUGCAUUAAGGUCUGGGAUACUCGUCAUCGUUCUUGUUGCAAUUCAUUUGAUGCCCAUGAGGAUUUUGUCUCAGAUAUGACAUUUGUAUCUGGUACAAAGCAACUUCUUGCAACAAGUGGCGAUGGGUCACUCUCUGUGUGCAGUCUUCGAAAAAAUAAGGUACAGGCCCGCUCGGAAUUUUCAGAAGAUGAACUCCUUUCUUUGGUGAUAAUGAAGGGUGGUAAAAAGGUUGUUUGUGGAUCUCAAAAUGGGCCAUUGCUACUGUACUCUUGGGGCCAUUUUGAGGAUUGUAGUGAUCGUCUUCUUGGGCACCCUAUGUCCGUCGAUACAUUAUUGAAGCUUGACGAAGAUACUCUUAUUUCUGGGUCAGAAGAUGGAGUUAUAAGAUUGGUGGGCAUAUUGCCAAACAGAAUUAUUCAACCCCUUGCAGAACACUCAGAAUAUCCAAUUGAAGGCCUUGCCUUUUCCUAUGACAGAAAAUUUCUCGGCAGCAUAUCACAUGAUCAAAUGUUAAAGUUGUGGGACGUUGAAGAGCUUUUGAAUAAUAAUCAAACCGAGCCAAACAUCAAGCAAGUUGAAGCUGAUAGUGAGGAUAGUGAUGACAUGGACAUGGAUCUUAUUCCAUGCCAGCCUGCAAAAGGCUCUACUAGAAUGGAUGGCAAUAGCCGGUAUUCAACUGCAAAUUUCUUUGCAGACCUAUAGCUGAGGACAUUUGCCAUCAAAACACUACAUUUUUACGUGUGAUGGAAAAUUUUGCCAUGAGAUAGUAGGACUGGUUUACUUUUUGGUACGGAUAUUGUUUUAUUUUUCAACACGAUUGCACAAUUUUGUCAGUCACCCGGUAUUUAAUUUGGUAUUAAGCAUGUAGCUGCUAAUAUAUUUGUCCAAAAGCGUCCGUUAUUUUAGAUUAUUCAUUUCCUAAAAAAUUAUUGCAUUAAGACAGUUCUUUUCUUUUUUUGAAUUUGAUAAUCUUGUUGUAAUUAAACUUCCUAUAUCGAUGAAGUCACUCAUACAAAAUGUGCUGAAACUUGUCAUGUCUUACAAUCUAUAAAUUGGUUUCACUGCUGUCUUUUCA
Molecule: messenger RNA, 1826 nt
Organism: Dendrobium catenatum
Lineage: Eukaryota; Viridiplantae; Streptophyta; Magnoliopsida; Asparagales; Orchidaceae
Product: WD repeat-containing protein 55
Exons: 16
Coding region: 407-1453 (348 amino acids)
Molecular function (GO): protein binding
Source: RefSeq, a predicted model, not a curated record